AGGAAAUUUUCCCGUUGUUGAGUCACCGGGAAAACCGUUACUGUACCGAGGAAACCGACGCUCUCACCGGACACUGCGCUCCGUAGGUCUCCUCAUUCCUCCACUCGGUCUUUCUGUAGUUACACCAUCCAUUACUCUUCUCGACGGGAUUGAAAUGUUACAUUUUCGGUCAACGGUAGCGCUCAAGGAGUUAUUUCAAACCCAGCUGAAGCGUCCGUUGACAGGUAGAGUCGGUGUUAAAGCGGCACCUGCAACCUCCGCCCGCUUCAGCACCGCCCGGUUGGAUGGGAGGUCGCCGGGCAGAGGGAGGGCUUUCGCCGGGUGGAGAGCUCCGCCGCACCUCGCCAGAAGGCACGGAGUGAGAGGCUUUUGCUCCAAAGGUGACGGCCAGAAUGAAACCUCCAAGGACUCCGCAACAGAGAAGAGAAGAAAGGCAGGCAUCCUGCCCAGUCUGGAGGACCUGCUCUUCUACACCAUCGCAGAGGGCCAGGAAAAAAUCCCUGCACACAAAUUCACCACAGCUCUUAAAGCCACGGGGCUUCGCACGGGAGACCCUCGGCUGAAAGAAUGUAUGGAGAUGCUGAAGGUGACUUUGAAGACGACCUCUGAUGGAGCACUGGACCGACACCUCUUCAAAAAAUGUGUCCAGAGCAACAUCGUUCUGCUCACCCAGGCCUUCAGGAAGAAGUUUGUCAUCCCAGACUUCCAGUCCUUUAGCGCCCACAUCGAUGAGCUCUAUGAAAACGCCAAAAACAUGUCUGGAGGGCAGGUGGCUGACUAUAUUCCCCAGCUGGCCCGCUUCAGCCCAGACUUGUGGGCCGUCGCCCUGUGCACCGUUGAUGGACAGAGGCACACUGUCGGCGACACCAAGGUCCCUUUCUGUCUUCAGUCCUGUGUUAAGCCGCUAAAAUACGCCAUCGCCGUUCACGACCACGGCACAGAGUAUGUGCACCGCUUCAUCGGCAAAGAGCCCAGCGGUCUGCGAUUCAACAAGCUCUUCCUCAACGAGGAAGAUAAACCACACAACCCCAUGGUUAAUGCCGGCGCUAUCGUCUGUACCUCCCUCAUUAAGCAAGGGGCAAGCAACGCGGAAAAAUUUGAUUAUGUCAUGAACUUCAUGAACAAACUAGCAGGAAACGAGUACGUUGGCUUCAGCAACGCCACUUUCCAGUCGGAGCGAGAGUCUGGAGACAGGAACUUUGCCAUCGGUUACUACCUGAAAGAGAAGAAGUGUUUUCCAGAAGGGACGGACAUGACCUCCAUCCUCGACUUCUACUUCCAGUUGUGCUCCAUCGAGGUGACCUGUGAGAGCGCCAGCGUCAUGGCGGCGACUCUGGCCAAUGGCGGCUUCUGUCCAAUCACAGGAGAGCGCGUGCUGAGCCCCGAGGCGGUGCGAGACACUCUGAGUCUGAUGCAUUCCUGCGGCAUGUACGACUUCUCCGGACAGUUCGCUUUCCACGUCGGUCUGCCGGCUAAAUCUGGCGUCGCUGGCGGGAUUCUGCUGGUUGUUCCAAACGUCAUGGGCAUCAUGUGUUGGUCUCCUCCCCUCGACAAGCUGGGUAACAGCGUCAGAGGCAUCCAGUUCUGCACGGACCUGGUUUCUCUCUGUAACUUCCACAACUACGACAACCUGAGACACUUUGCUAAGAAACUGGAUCCUCGCAGGGAGGGAGGAGACCAGAGGGUGAAGUCGGUGAUCAAUCUGCUGUUUGCUGCUUACACUGGAGACGUCUCAGCCCUGAGGAGGUUUGCGUUGUCCUCCAUGGACAUGGAGCAGAGGGACUACGACUCCAGGACGGCGCUGCACGUGGCGGCUGCUGAAGGACACGGCGAGGUGGUUCGCUUCCUGCUGGAGGCCUGUAAAGUCAACCCGGUUCCCAAAGACAGGUGGGGAAACACACCGAUGGACGAAGCGGUCCACUUCGGCCACCACGACGUGGUGACCAUCCUCCGCGAUCACCACACCAAGUACAGCCAUCAGGACACCGGCACCGACAAACAGAACGCAGAGAAGAACCUGGACGGGAUGCUGUGAGGGGAAACGGAGGAGGAGAAAGGAAGCUGGAUGGUCGAGUGUCCAAUGAACGCGGGCGGAGCGCUCUGAGGGGGAAAAGGAGUCAAAUCAGGACGAUCAGAAAGGAAAACAGUCACAUUUAAAAGAGUUAAUUCAACCCAGACAACAAUCGUAGAGUGGAGGCGGUUAGAGACAGCGUAGGUCACCUCCACCGUCCCUCCAGUGUAAAAGCUCCUCGUCCUGUUAGUAGAUGUUGUUGGAUGUUUUCUAUAUUAAUGUACUUUGAGUGGGGAAAAUAUUUUCCUUUUAUUUCUCCUUCUGUAUUUCGUCAUCAGCUUUGUAGGAAACAACCAGCCACCAGUUGAAUGCUGGGUAAAUUCAGCUGCAGCUGGUCAUUUACUUUAAAUUGUUUGUUUUUAUUCUGAAAAGCUGAAAACAGGAAGGUGUCUAGCAGGCGGUUAAAAACCUUCCUCCUUCCUCACGUCGUCAUCGUCACAACAUGGUGGAAUGUAUCUUCCCCAAACACUUCAGUGUGUGUGUGUGUGUGUGUGUGUGUGUGUGUGUGUGUGUGUGUGUGUGUGUGUGUGUGUGUGUGUGUGUACUGAGACGAGGAUAACUCAGUGUAAAUACGUACAGGUGUAAAGUCGUAGUUCUGUAGUCGAGCACCGAAACAAAGAAAGUGUCAAUGAUACAAUAAUUAGUGUUUAUUUAAGAUAUUCAACCUUUAAAGGUGAAUGUGAGUUAAAGUCUUAUUGAAAAGCUGUUUUUGUUUUUACCCAACCAGAAUCUUUACGUCUGAAUGAUCGAUGUUUGUUUGAUGUUAUUGUGAGUCCGAGUUCAGGUUGUUUGUCUCGGGAUCAUAAACAGAAGUUGAGUGUGAGACAGACAGCAGCUCCAGUUCCUGUAAAACACAACGUCUGAAAGAAAGGUUCAGUUUAUAUUCUCAUAGAUUGUUGUUAUUAUUAUUAUUAUUAUUAUUAUUAUUAUUAUUGAUUAUACACAUUAUUAAUUCCUCCUGAAUGUUCCACAGCCGAGCUUUAACAACAACAUUAACACUACAACCACUUCGACAGUGAAAAGUAGACGAGUUGUUUCUGUUUGUCCCGUUUUACCAACAUAAGAUCCAAUCUUACAAACUCGUUUAUUAUUAUUGAUUAUUGUUUAUUAUUUAUAGCUUCUGUCUUUUUUUAAAGCAACAUGUCUGAACUUUUGCACUUUUAUGUUCUUUAAGAUGAAAGUUCUCCACUAAAGAUUGUUUCUGUUUGUUUCUGUUUGUUUCUGUUUGUUUCUGAUUGUUUCUGAUUGUUUCUGAUUGUUUCUGUUUGUUUCUGUUUGUUUCUGAUUGUUUCUGAUUGUUUCUGUUUGUUUCUGAUUGUUUCUGUUUGUUUCUGUUUGUUUCUGUUUGUUUCUGUUUGUUUCUGAUUGUUUCUGUUUGUUUCUGAUUGUUUCUGUUUGUUUCUGAUUGUUUCUGUUUGUUUCUGAUUGUUUAUGUUUGUCUCUGUUUGUUUAUGUUCCAUCGAGGUUGUUGACUCGAGCGUAUCACAGGAGUUAUGAUUAAAAACCCAACAGCAGCUUUAUGGUGGUAAUCUCUCUACCUGAACGGUUGUGCAGAUGUUCAGUUUCUCCAGAUGUGUUUGUGUGUUUGUGUACAGACAGAACAACAACAACAGGUUGGGAUCAGAAGCACAAUAUAUAUCAUAUAACUUAUAAAUAAUAUUAUUUAUAAUAUAUAAAUUAUAUAUUAUAUAUAAUGUAAAUUAUAUAUAAUAUAUAAUUUAUAUUAUAUAUAAUAUAUAAUAUAUAAUUUAUAUUAUAUAUAAUAUAUAAUUUAUAAUUUAUAUUAUAUAUAAUAUAUAAUUUAUAAUUUAUAUUAUAUAUAAUAUAUAAUUUAUAAUUUAUAUAAUAUCUAAAGAGUCAGCAACAGAAACGAUGAAAUCAGCAAUAUGGAUCUGAAGUGUUCCCGAGCUACAGCUCCGCUGUCUGCCUGUCUGUCUGUCUGUCUGUCUGCCUGCCUGUCUGUCUGUCUGUCUGUCUGUCUCCUCUUCAGUUUUAUUUACGCUGCUUCCGUUCACAUGUUUGUUCACAGAUCAAUAUUUAAUAAAGGUUAUAAAACCCUCUGA
Messenger RNA from Dicentrarchus labrax (European seabass), 4134 nucleotides. RefSeq names its product glutaminase kidney isoform, mitochondrial. The record is from RefSeq and is a predicted model, not a curated record. Gene Ontology annotation, biological process: L-glutamine catabolic process. The coding region runs from base 155 to 2035 and encodes 626 amino acids. Gene Ontology annotation, molecular function: protein binding; glutaminase activity. The transcript is spliced from 18 exons. NCBI's taxonomy places the organism in Eukaryota, Metazoa, Chordata, Actinopteri, Moronidae.